CUCUUCUCCCUUUCUCCUGAUUGCACAGAUGAGGACGACGGCGACACAAAGACAUUUUUACUUAAUCGCAAUGUGACAAUCAAGGAGGGUGUGAACGCGGAGGAGGAGUAUAAAAUAUGUGAAUUUCUUGGAAGUGGCAAGUUCGGUGACGUAAAUAGAUGCGAGGAGAGGUCCACGGGCUACGAAUUGGCAGCUAAAGUUGUCCCAUACAGCUCAUUGGAUGAGAAGGAGGGCGUGAUGAACGAGGUGGAGAUUAUGUGCCGACUGCGUCACCCCCGACUCAUUCAACUCUACGAUGUCUUCAUCCAAAGCGAUCGGAUUACCCUCAUCAUGGAGCUGUGA
This is a messenger RNA of Hydatigera taeniaeformis, 342 nucleotides long. Lineage: Eukaryota; Metazoa; Platyhelminthes; Cestoda; Cyclophyllidea; Taeniidae. The record is from the annotation of a GenBank genome assembly.